CUCCCCCCCAUCCCCCGCCAGCCCUCUGGGAUUUACGCCUAUGGGUGAGCCGGAAAAGCAACGUUUCUUUUCUUGAAAUCAAACAUCAAGUAAAGUCCGUUUAGCGUUUCCACCACUGUUCAGUUCUUUCUGAAGAUUUCUUGGUUCCUACUUUCUAACAGAUGAGAAAUCUUUGUGAUCGUUAUCAUCUCUGUGCAGCAAAAGGCAAGAGCUGACAAGUCAGGUGGCUGAGAAAGGGAGAAAAGCUAGAUUUGGCUUCUGGAGUGACUCAUUUGUUUUCUUUGGAGGAAAUUAAACUUCAGAGACUCUCACUGCUAUUCAGAGCUGCAAUGGAGCAGCCAGGAUAUCAAAUGGAUUCUGUGAAGUUCUCCUGUUCUAUCUGUUUGGAUCUACUGAAGGAUCCGGUGACUAUUCCCUGUGGACACAGCUACUGCAUGGACUGUAUUAAAUGCCACUGGGAUGGAGAAGUUCUGAGGAAAAUCUACAGCUGCCCUCAGUGCAGGAAAGAGUUCAUACCAAAGCCUGCUCUGGAGAAAAACAUCAUGUUAGCUGAUUUAGUGGAGGAUCUGAAGCAGACUGGACUCCAAGCUGCUCCAGCUGAUCACUGCUAUGCUGGACCUGAAGAUGUGGCCUGUGAUGUCUGCACUGGGAGGAAGAUGAAAGCUGUCAAGUCCUGUUUAUCUUGUUCAGCUUCUUAUUGUAAGAAUCAUCUCCAACCUCACUACUGUGAUCCACCAUUACAGAAGCACAAACUGGGGAGCCCGUCCAAGAAUCUCCAACAGAACAUCUGCUCUUGUCAUGAUGAAGUGAUGGAGAUCUUCUGUCGCACUGAUCAGCAGUGUAUCUGUUAUCUCUGCUUAAUGGAUGAACAUAAAGGCCAUGAAACAGUCCCAGCUGCAGCAGAAAGAGCUGAGAAGCAGAAGAAGCUCCAGGAGAGUCGACAACAAAUCCAUCAGAGAAUCCAGGACCAAGAGAAAGAUGUGAAGCUGCUUCAACAGGAGGUGGAGGCCAUCAAUGUCUCUGCUGAUAAAGCAGUGGAGGACAGUGAGAAGAUCUUCACUGAGCUGAUCCGUCUCCUCCAGAAAAGAAGCUCUGAUGUGAAGCAGCAGAUCAGAUCCCAGCAGGAAACUGAAGUGAGUCGAGUCAAAGAUGUUCAGGAGAAGCUGGAGCAGGAGAUCACUGAGCUGAAGAGGAAAGACGCUGAGCUGGAGCAGCUCUCACACACAGAGGAUCACAACCAGUUUCUCCUCAACUACCCCUCACUGCCAGCACUCAGUGAGUCUACACACUCAUCCAGCAUCAACAUCCGUCCUCUGAGACACUUUGAGGACGUGACAGCAGCUGUGUCAGAGCUCAGAGAGAAACUACAGAAAAUCCUGAGAGACUCGUGGACUAACAUAGAACUGGCAAUUACUGAUGUGGAUGUAUUGCUGUCAGAACCAGAACCAAAGACCAGAGCUGGAUUCUUAAAAUAUUCAACCGAAAUCGCUCUGGAUCCAAAUACAGUAAAUAUAAAUUUGUUAUUAUCUGAGUGGAACAGAAAAGUAAUUGUGGGUGACAUACAGCAUUCUUAUCCUCACCAUCCAGACAGAUUCAAUGACUGUUUUCAGGUUCUGAGCAGAGAGAGUCUGACUGGACGUUGUUACUGGGAGGUGGAGUGGAGAGGAGGUGUAGUUGAUGUAGCAGUUUCAUACAAGAACAUCAGCAGAGCAGGAUGGUCAAAGGAAUGUUUAUUUGGAUUCAAUGACAAAUCUUGGUCUUUGCGAUGUGACAGAAACAUUUCUGCAUUUUUGCAUAACAACAUUAAAACUCCAGUACCAGGUCCAGUUUCCUCCAGAGUCGGAGUGUACCUGGACCACAGAGCAGGUAUUCUGUCUUUCUACAGCGUCUCUGAAACCAUGACUCUCCUCCACAGAGUCCAGACCAGAUUCACUCAGCCUCUCUAUGCUGGAGUUGGACUCUGUAAUGAUAAGUCAUCUGCUGAGGUGAUGAAACCUAAAUAGUCAGGUGGUUAAAAUGUGUAUCUUAGUUUUAGUCUCUCUAGUCUCCAUCAUUGUUGUCGUUUCGUCACUGGUCAGAGAUCAGCUGUCUUCAUGGAACUACUUCCUCAUCUUGUUUGUUGUUUUGUUAAUUUUGUUGUUUGUUUGGGUGCUUCCCCUUCCAGUUUCUGUUCAGCCAUGGUGACUAUCACUGCUUAGGAGGAUUUUGAUUCACCUAAGCUAAUUACAUUUACAUGUAUUACUUUAUCAGAACAAAUGGUUGUUAAAAUCCACACAGCAAAUUCAAAAGUGUUUUGGUGUGAGUACGGAUGAAAACUGUAAGCACCAUCAUCAUCAUCAUCAUGAUAAUCAUUUUGAUCAUCUAUUAGUGUAAAACUAAAAGUUUUAUACUGAAAAUCUUUCAUUUUUUUAAUGAAAGAUUUGAUUCACAAAUUACAACUGUCUGAACUGUGCAGACAGUUUAUAAAAAAUAAGAAAUUUUCUUUAAUUUUGAUUUCUGAAAUUUCUGUAAAGACUGAAAUAAAUAUUUUCUCAUCAAAUGCA
This is a messenger RNA of Xiphophorus couchianus (Monterrey platyfish), 2543 nucleotides long. RefSeq names its product tripartite motif-containing protein 16-like. Gene Ontology annotation, molecular function: protein binding; zinc ion binding. The record is from RefSeq and is a predicted model, not a curated record. Lineage: Eukaryota; Metazoa; Chordata; Actinopteri; Cyprinodontiformes; Poeciliidae. The coding region runs from base 330 to 2003 and encodes 557 amino acids. The transcript has a single exon.